Messenger RNA from Chrysoperla carnea, 1178 nucleotides. RefSeq names its product protein MEMO1. Lineage: Eukaryota; Metazoa; Arthropoda; Insecta; Neuroptera; Chrysopidae. Bases 224 to 1117 code for a protein of 297 amino acids. The transcript is spliced from 2 exons. The record is from RefSeq and is a predicted model, not a curated record.
AUAUAAUAAAUUUUCAUAUUUUUAAACAUUGCGUUUAAUUUUUGACCAACAAAUUUAUAAGAUAAAACUUGCGGUUUUAAUGUUUAUUACUUCAAAAUAAAGUCAAAAACUGUGCCAUUUAAUUGUGACACAGUUGAAUUUGUCAAAUAUUUACUCGUUAUUAUUAUUACUUUACUCAUUUUUAUAAGUAUUAAUAAUUAAAAAGACUUAAAUUAUAAAAAAAAUGCCAUUAAUACGACGAGCAUCACAUGCAGGCAACUGGUACACGGAUAAUUGGACCGAAUUAGAUCAACAAUUACAAGAAUGGUUGUCAAAAGCAGAAUAUCGACACGGACCAGCUCGAGCUGUUAUUGUACCGCAUGCUGGAUAUAGUUACAGUGGUCCAACAGCAGGUCAUGGAUAUCGUCAAAUAGAUCCAAAGAAUGUAAAACGAAUUUUUAUUUUGGGUCCAUCCCAUUUUGUACGGGUUAAUUCUGGCUGUGCUCUAACCAAAACCGCUCAAUAUGAAACCCCUUUAUACAAUUUAAAUAUCGAUGAAGAAAUUAAUAAGCGAUUAGAAGCAACUGGUCAAUUUGAGAGAAUGAGUCAAGAUACGGAUGAAAAUGAACAUAGCAUUGAAAUGCAAUUGCCUUAUUUAGCGAAGGUUAUGGAAAAUUAUAGAAAUCAAUUUACAAUUAUUCCCGUAUUAGUUGGAUCGAUUAAUUCUAUGGAACAAUAUAAAUAUGGAGAUAUUUUUGCGCCAUACUUAAACGAUCCACAAAAUUUAUUUGUUAUAUCUUCCGAUUUCUGUCAUUGGGGUCGUAGAUUUAGAUAUACGUAUUUUGAUAAAAGUAAAGGUGAAAUUUAUAAAUCAAUCGAACAUUUAGAUAAAAUGGGUAUGAAUAUUAUCGAAGAAUUAAAUGCGUACGAUUAUGAAAAAUAUUUAAAUAGUUAUGGUAAUACAAUUUGUGGACGUAAUCCAAUCGGGGUAUUAUUGUAUGCUAUCCAAAAAUUACUCAAUAUAAACAAUGGAUUGCAUUUAGAAUUAAAAUUCUUAAAAUAUGCCCAAUCAAGUCAGUGUCGUACUAUGGACGAUUCAUCGGUCAGUUACGCUACUGCAUCUGUUGUUAUCCAAUAAACACAAACUGAUAUUAAUUGUUACAAAAAUUCGAUUUUUUUGUAUUUCCAGUGUUUCAAUA